This is a messenger RNA of Marchantia polymorpha subsp. ruderalis, 939 nucleotides long. NCBI's taxonomy places the organism in Eukaryota, Viridiplantae, Streptophyta, Marchantiopsida, Marchantiales, Marchantiaceae. The record is from the annotation of a GenBank genome assembly.
GUACAUCGGCUCCACAUACAGCACCGUUUAAAGAAGUGAAAGGAGUUUAUAACGACAGUUAGAACGACAAAUUUGGCAGUAACCGUUCAAGAUUUCAACGUUUAAAGUUUCCCCCACUCAAUUCACUCAGACGGGAUUUCAAAGAAGGGACUUCAGUUUUGUUCGUUAAGAUUCUCCAAGAGCAAGGACGAGGAAGUGUAGGCAGCUGCAGAGAGGGAUCCCAGCGCUUGCCAUCCACAUAACAAGAAAGUUGUCAAGGAGCUUGAGGACGAAUGACGACGGGAUAUGGAUGGCAUCGGGAAGCUGGGGAGUGUGAGAAGGUCAGAGAGACUGCGAAGGAGAGGUCAAGAUACGCUGACGGUGAAGACAAGCAUCUUCAGCGCCGGGAAAGCGAAGCCCGAGGCCACGAGCGAGCAGAAGAAAACGAACAUAAAGGCUACGGAGCUCUAGGUGUAGCUGCGCGUGGGCGCGAUGGAGACCAAAGGAGCGACGUCAACACUAAGAAGAUUUGCCGUUUCACUGGUUGGAACUCUUCUGUUCAAAGUAGCCACAUCGUGACACGAAAUACAUUACUGUACUACUGUACAUGUCCUGUCAGCACGAGAAAGGAUCCCAGACCGAGGUCAUCGAUAUCGAUAUGAAACGAGAAUCGGGCAACCGAUAACCACACGAGGAUUUUUCACAAUUUUACUCAAUUCUUUCGAUGAAAAUCCAGCACAGGCUUUACACGACCAUUUAGUAAAGACGCAGAUGUGAGCGAGUUAUGUCACAAGGAUAACAAGCAAAUUCUUAGGGUUAUUAAAGAAAAGGUUGGUUUAUUGGCAGAUAAAACAUGCAGAAAUGGGAACGCACGAAUCGACCAGACCAGAGUAACAUGCAUAAAACAUGAAGCAUGUUCAGUUGCAAUAAACGUCUUGUGAUAUUAAAUGUUGCUAAUAU